This is a messenger RNA of Thrips palmi, 1077 nucleotides long. RefSeq lists its product as uncharacterized. The transcript has 4 exons. The record is from RefSeq and is a predicted model, not a curated record. The coding region runs from base 1 to 1038 and encodes 345 amino acids. NCBI's taxonomy places the organism in Eukaryota, Metazoa, Arthropoda, Insecta, Thysanoptera, Thripidae.
AUGAGGAGAGUGCUCGCGGUGCUGGUGCUGGCCCUGGCCUUGGAGUGGGCUCGGGGGGAGUGGGUGCAGGUGCCCGUCAUCGACGGCAGGAAGCAGGCGACGACGACGACGACGACGCCGGGGCCGAAGGGGGCUCUACGGCCAGCCUCGGUGCUGCACCCCGCGGGCCCGGCCGGCCCAGACGGCGCGGACCUCGUGGGCGCGCCGGGGCCGAGCGCCGACGACGUCAUCACCAUCCGCAGGACGGUGGGCGACUCCUUCUCCAACAAGCAGGGCGUCGUGCCGGGCCCCCGGCCUGCCGCGGUAGAGGCGGUACUCGCGGGGGCGGCGGAGGGGCCGGAGCCCGUCGACGGUCAUGGCGCCGAGGCAGAGGGCGAGGCCGACGGCCAGGCCGACGGGCUGUCGCUGCGAGUGCUCCGCGAGGCGCACCAAACGCUGCUCCGCCAGAGCACAGUCCCCGUUAGCGGCAAGCUGGAGUUCCUGCGCCACCUCAAGAACAGGAUGCUGAGGCACAUUGCCUCCCUCAUUCCCGCGUCGGCGCUCGGCCUGGUCGGCGCGGCGGCCACGGGGAGGUCCACGGGGAGGGCUCUCGGAGCGGAAAUGGCGGAGGGCCGCGGCCACAAGGGCGUGGGCUUCCCCUCCAACGAGAGCACGCUCAUGUCGCUCGCCUUCCUCGUCUUCGCCGUCUUCCUCGUCAAGGUGGUCAUGCAACUCAUCUACGCCGUGCAGAACAGCCAGGCCGCCAACACCAUGGGCGUGCGUGUGGCCCAGAUGCAGCUCCCGGGCGGCGGCGUGUCCAACAUGAUGGGCACCAUGAUGAGCAUGGUGCCGGCCAUGAUGCCUCCCAUGAUGGCCGCCAUGAACCCCGCCAUGGGCAUGGGCGGCAUGAGGCGCGCGCGCAGGGACGCCAAGCAGACCAAGCAGGCCGACAAGGACCUGGACGAGGACGUGGACCGCAUGACCAGCCGCGUUCUGGACGCCAUCCAGAAGGCCAGGGCGCGGGUGGAACAGUUGGGAGAGGGAGUGGUAAUGGACUGAAACGGCCUCCACACAGUGCAAGGAACUCAAGUGAAGAGA